Exaiptasia diaphana is the source of this 765-nucleotide messenger RNA. Its product is annotated as QRFP-like peptide receptor. The record is from RefSeq and is a predicted model, not a curated record. NCBI's taxonomy places the organism in Eukaryota, Metazoa, Cnidaria, Anthozoa, Actiniaria, Aiptasiidae. The coding region runs from base 1 to 765 and encodes 254 amino acids. Gene Ontology annotation, molecular function: G protein-coupled receptor activity. The transcript has a single exon. Gene Ontology annotation, biological process: G protein-coupled receptor signaling pathway. Gene Ontology annotation, cellular component: membrane.
AUGACACAGACAACACUUCUUGCUCUCCAAAUUUSUGGAAUGACCGUUGGUGUUAUUUGUAUCAUUGGAAAUGCCUUGGUUUGUCACAUCAUCGUUAGACUUAGAUCCAUGAAAACGUCCAUGAAUUACAUCAUACUUAACAUUGCCAUACUUGACGCCAUGACUGGUUUCUUUGGAAUAUUUUUUGUCAUCGCAAACGACAACAGAGGUGUUCUUGGUCCACCAGUUCUCCAACAGGCUUAUAAUCACAGUAAAACAUUAGUUGAAGUACUUUGUAGAGUAGAAUGGUCCUACUGGUUCGGUGGAGCUGUUUCACCUCUAUUACUAACAGCAAUGGCGUUUGAGCGGUAUAAGGCCAUCGUCUAUCCUCUUUCAGCCCUUGGCGGCGGAACUAAAACAAGAUUAAAAUGGAUUUUGCUUCUUUCUUGGCUCUCAGGGUUUGGAGUUUACUUUUUUGACAUGAUAACCGCUCAAUAUGACAGGAAUUAUGUCUUUUGCGAUUUCAGAGAUUAUUCAUGGUUCAACCGCAAGGUCUACUUUAUGGUGUAUGCCAUUGGGAUGUACAUUAUUCCUUGCAUUGCUAUGAUUAUUUUCUAUAGUCGUGCAAUUCUCGCUGUAAAAAGGCCUGAACAAGUAAUUUUAAGUCAAAUUGAGGGUCGGCGAGCCAGAAAUAACGCUCGAAAAAGUCUUAAAAGCAGCCAUCUUGGUGACUUGUAUGUUUUAUAUUUUAUGUGGACUACCUUACACUCUUAUUGGUCUAAAUGA